Messenger RNA from Dunckerocampus dactyliophorus (ringed pipefish), 4814 nucleotides. It is a transcript of the gene dclre1a, whose product is annotated as DNA cross-link repair 1A (PSO2 homolog, S. cerevisiae). Bases 250 to 2541 code for a protein of 763 amino acids. Gene Ontology annotation, molecular function: damaged DNA binding; 5'-3' DNA exonuclease activity. The record is from RefSeq and is a predicted model, not a curated record. The transcript has 9 exons. Gene Ontology annotation, biological process: protection from non-homologous end joining at telomere; interstrand cross-link repair; double-strand break repair via nonhomologous end joining. NCBI's taxonomy places the organism in Eukaryota, Metazoa, Chordata, Actinopteri, Syngnathiformes, Syngnathidae.
UCGGGCACUUUGGCGGUAAGAGCUUUGGGUUAACAAAUCAAUCGGAACGGUGAAUUAACUAUGAUCUGUUUUAAGAAACUUGGAGGCUAUUAUGCGUCAGAUGUUCAUCCGACAUUAAUAUUCCGUGAAAUUUCGUAUCAUCGGCUUGUGUGGAAUGUUUAUAAACAUUAGUUUUGUUGUGAUUACGAGAGUUUUAGGUGAGUCGUUGUGUAAGACCCAGUAGGACGCUAGGUUGCAUUUUUACUCUAAAUGUCCCAGAAGAACGACUCUGAAAGUGCCAUUUGGGAUUAUAAACCUACGGUGAAGAAGAAAAAGAAGCAUGCGUUGUCAUCAGUGGCCAAAAGAAGAAAGGAAUCUUCAUCCAACAGCAGUGCUAAAGCUACUUCUGAUGACGCCAUUGCGGAUGAAAACAAAGGGGAUUCCACCAUCCUAACAUCUGAUCAGCAAACAACUGAUGCUAACAAUGAAACCAAGGAAGAGUUCUGCCCCAUCUGCCAGAUGCCAUUUUCCAUUUUGUUGGUGCAGUCCCAAAGAUGGCAUGUUGCUGAAUGUCUUGACAUCCCCAGGGACACGUGCAAAGAAUGUCCAGAUGGUCCACUGUGCUCAUCCUCCAUUCCAAAUCAUUACAAGAAGUUCAACCACACGGUUCUGGCCCACGCCCGAGCCAACAGUGACGCUGGAAUCUUCGAGACUGGACUGGACAGUAACUCUCAGGACAGCUUUGGUGGUGGAACACCGCCUUCUAAACCCACCAAUGGCCUUUUCCUGCUGCGAUCACCUGGCCCGGAGGACAUGAAGAAGAAGAAAGGCUGGUUGUCAUCGCCGUCUUCUAAAGGCCCCUCGUCUGUUAGUUCCUCGCAGGAAAGUAGGACUGAACUUUCUUUGACUUUAGCUAAAAAUGAACCCUCUCUUGACAGCAAUGAUGAAAUAUCCUACUCCCCUCUUUCGGAGCUCCCAGCAGAGAUGGACACAGUUAAUGGUGAAGCUCACAGUGGAUCUGAAGAUGAAGACUCAGUGGUUCUCUUCAGUGAUGACGAUCCUCUUGUUGAUUUGGAAAGCACCAGUACGGUGAAUGACACCCAGUCAGCUAAAGAGGAAACCCUCCAGUCUCCUCAGAGGCUUGUUUUGGAACGCUUACGGGAAACUAUUCUAAGCAGCAGUAGUGUUCCGCCAUCAUCUCAAGCCUUCCAAUCCACCAUGGCUCCAAGCAAGGCGGGUCAGGGUUCCAGCUUCAAGCAGACGGACAUCGGGGUGUUCUUUGGCCUUAAGCCUCUCAAGGAGAAGAAGAAACCGGAAGCUCUAUUGAAAUCAGACCUUGACGCGACCUGCAUUUCCACCAUCACUCAGACCCAUAGAGGGCAGAAGGCAGGCAGGCAUAGGAAGCGGAACACCAGUGAAGAUGUCAACAAUGGUGAUGUGGUGGAUACUCCAAUCGAGGUGGGACGUAGCCGAACAAAUGAUAGGAGGAAAAGAUGGUGGAACCGAGAGAAAGAUGGUGGAGAUGGACAACCAUUGCGUUGUCCGUUGUACAAGAAGAUUCCGGGCUCGACAUUUGCCAUCGACGCCUUCCGCUACGGCGCCAUUGAGGGCAUCACCGCCUACUUCCUGACUCACUUCCACUCGGACCACUAUGGAGGGCUGACCAAGAACUCCACGCUUCCAAUCUACUGCAACAAAAUCACAGGCAACCUGGUGAAGAGCAAGCUGAGGGUGGCCGAGCAGCACGUGCACAUCCUCCCCAUGAACACGAGGGUCACUGUGGAGGGGGCACAGGUCAUCCUCCUCGACGCCAACCAUUGUCCUGGAGCCGCCAUGCUGCUGUUCUUCCUUCCAGAUGGACAAACCAUCCUCCACACUGGAGACUUCCGAGCCGAUCCCUCUAUGGAGGCUUAUCCGGAGCUGCUCAGCUGCAGGGUGCAGACUCUUUACCUUGACACGACGUACUGCAGCCCAGAGUACACCUUCCCUAAACAGCAGGACGCUGUCAGCUUUGCUGCCAGCACGGCCUUUGAGUUGGUGACGCUGCACCCGCGCACUCUAGUGGUGUGUGGAUCCUACUCUGUGGGGAAGGAGAAGGUCUUUUUGGCUCUGGCAGAGGUUUUAGGCUCUAAAGUGUGCCUCUCACGAGACAAAUUUAACACCAUGUGCUGUCUGGAGUCGGAGGACAUAAAAAAAUGCUUAACCACCGACUGGAAGACGGCAGGGGUCCAUGUUCUUCCCAUGAUGCAACUCAACGUCAGGAAGCUACAUGAGCACCUGGCGAGGUUCUCUAGCCAGUACGAUCGUCUGGUGGCCUUCAAGCCCACCGGUUGGACCUUCAGCCAGCAGAUGGGCUCAGUGGAGGACCUCCAGCCUGUCGUCAGUGGCAGCAUCUCCAUCUACGGGAUCCCGUACAGCGAACACAGCAGCUUCUCGGAGCUGAAGCGUUUCGUGCAGUGGCUGCGGCCGCUCAAGAUCAUCCCCACUGUGAAUAACGGCAGCUGGGCCGCCAGGAAGGCCAUGGACAAGCACUUUAGCCAGUGGCUUAGCAAACUAAUCUAGUUUAGUGUUUCCCAAACUUUUUACAUCACUACCACCACCUCAAAUGAUUUCUGCUUAGCAAGCACCACCUCUGCUUGCCGCCGUUUAGCUUGGAAUGUUUGCCUUGUACUUGCAGGUAAUUAUUUCAUACAUUUUUCAUGUGAAUAUUUCCUGUAUAGUUUUUUUUUUUUUUUUCUCCUGUGUGCCACUGGUAGCGUGCGUACCACUAGUGGUAGUCGUGCCACAUCUUGAGAAUCACUACUUGUUUACAGCUGGACAACAAACAAUGUCAUAGUCAUACACAGAUGGGCCAAGAAGCAAAUAAUUAGUUAUAACAUGAAGUUCUCUGCCUUAAAAUACAAGCUUUUAACUUCCUGACAUUUAAUUAGUAUUUUUUUUCCAAUAAAUUCUAUUCAUUUUUUUAAUUAAAUUCUAUUCUGUUGAAGCCAUGCUGAUGCCGUUUUAUUUUAUUUACAGUAGUGGUAGGAAAUAAUUUGUAAUUGUUCAUACAUGCGCAGACACAAUAUUAGUUGAAAAUGCAAAGGUGGACAUCCAGGUUGACGUAGGAUGGUCACUCUCACCUGCAACAAGAGAGGAUUCACUUCAAUGUGUCACACACGCAGCACAAUCACUACUUACUGUGUUUGUGUGUGUGUGUGUGUCUACCUCACUCGAGUGACUUGUUAAUGUACAUGUUGAACUCCUCCACACUUUCUGUGUGCAAGUCAUUGAUGGCCACAAUUUGGUCACCUUUGUGGAACAAACACUGAGGCUGGCCUGUCCAUCCAGACACACUACAUGGCACACACACAUUUCACUGUCAAGCUGUGUUUAAAAAUUCAUUGGACUUACCAGGGUUUUCCAUCCACUUCACUGACUGAUAUAUGCUUUUUCAAAUCAGCCUGUUUGACCGCAGCAUCUCUUUCCUCUGGGAUGCUGAAAGGGGAGAGAACAAGUGAAAUGAGCGAGAAAUCUCACAGUAAAAAUACACAACACAAACCAACCCUUUAUUAUUUCAAUUGCAAAUAUUAAAAUUCAGUAAUGUGGUACAUUUUCAAACAGAUUAAAUCCUGCACUGAGCAAUCAACAACCUGCACCUCAAUAAUGUACUUUUUUACAACCUCGGGAGGAAAAUGUUUUUGCUAAAAUGCUAAGUAUGUCAAUAUACAGACUCAAACUAUGGAACGAAAGUAAGCAAGGAACUCAAUGUACUGAUGAAUGAGCCAGUUUAAGAAGUAGUGUAAGCAUAUGGUGUUUACAAGCUAUAUGGAGGAAGACCAAUGCUGACAAACACCGUGUCUGGUAUAAUUUAUCCUGCAUUCAUUGAUUAUUAUCUAAUGGAUGUCAGAGUCUGAUAUCAUGUAUCCUGAAUUCAUCAAUUUAUUCUUCUCUAAUAAACGCCAGUACCUGACAUCAUUUAUGCUGAAUUCACUCAUUUAGUAUUAUCUAAUGAAGUACACACUGAUAUCAUUUGUCCACAAGUCAUUAUUUUAUUUGGAUAUAAUGAAUGCCAGUGUUUGAUAUAAUUGAUCCUGAAUUCAUUUAUUAUUCAAUGAAUGCCACAGCAUUUGAUAUCAGUUAUCCUGAAUUCAUUCAUUAUUAUCUAAUGAAUGUGACGGUGUCUGAUAUCACUUAUCCUGAAUUAAUUCAUUUAUUAUUAUUAGAUUCAUUCCUGUGUCUGAUAUCAUUUAUCCUUAAUUCAUUCAUGAUUAUUUAAUGAAUACCACAGUGUCUCAUAUAAUUUAUCCAGAAGUCACCAUUUUAUAUUCUAUCACUGAUCCUGAAUUCAUUUAUUAUUAUUCAGUGAAUGCCUCAUGAAUGUGUGAUAUCAUUUACGGUACUCUGAAUAUCUUGUGUUUAUUUACUUACUUCUUCACAAUGUUUAUGUCAGUUGGAUUUAUUAUAUAUUCUGUAUUUAUUUAUUCAGAACACAAUGUUGUCUGUUUUUUACUCCUUUAUUUAUUCCUAAUACAUUCCCUAUUGUUAUCUAACCAAGGUAUAAUGUGAAUUAGGGUAUAUUACUAGCUAUUAUUAUAUAAUGAAUACAUAUUAAUUCAUUACUAUAAUUAGUUAUAUAGUGCAUUUUGUACUCAUUUGUCUAUUAUACAGCAUAUCUGUCCAUUUUACUCCUGUAUCAACGUGAUGAAGAGGUAGGAUUAAGUAAACUUCUUCCUGCUUCCUUUGGGCCAAGUUGAAUUGUGCAAGCGUAAACAUGUGAUGUACUGCAAUGUUACUUUGUUAAGCAUAUUUUAAAUGAAGUAAACCAUGACCAUUACCAAAUAAUAAAGCUGUCA